Molecule: messenger RNA, 1520 nt
Organism: Ochlerotatus camptorhynchus
Lineage: Eukaryota; Metazoa; Arthropoda; Insecta; Diptera; Culicidae
Product: alpha-amylase 1-like
Exons: 1
Coding region: 26-1501 (491 amino acids)
Biological process (GO): carbohydrate metabolic process
Molecular function (GO): alpha-amylase activity; cation binding
Source: RefSeq, a predicted model, not a curated record
AAAUCAGUUCUUCAAAGUGACGGAAAUGGAACUGUGGGCAAGCUUCAUCUUGGUAGCUUUUGCCACUGUGGCAUCGGCCCAAUUCGAUACCCAUCAGUGGGCCGAUCGUAACGGUAUUGUGCAUCUGUUCGAGUGGAAGUGGAACGACAUUGCUGCCGAAUGCGAACGGUUCUUGGCGCCGAAGGGAUACGCCGGAGUGCAGAUUUCUCCACCGACGGAAAACAUCAUCAUCGGGGGAAGACCAUGGUUCGAGCGCUACCAACCGGCUUCGUACCAUCUGAACACCCGCUCCGGCACGGAAGCCGAGUUCGCCAGCAUGGUGAGGCGCUGCAAUCAGGUUGGCGUGCGGAUCUACGCCGAUAUUGUCUUUAACCAUAUGUCUGACUAUUCUGGACUAGGAACCGGAGGAUCAGUAGUUGAUGGAUUAAACUACCCUGCUGUGCCUUUCGGACCGAACGAUUUCAAUCCGCAUUGUGCGAUUGAAGACUACAAUAACGUGUAUCAAGUCCGAAACUGCUGGCUGGUCAAUAUGCCGGAUUUGGCUCUCGGAACACAAUGGGUACGGGAUCGUAUAGUUGAUUUGCUAAACAAGAUCAUCGGUUAUGGUGUAGCUGGAUUCCGUGUGGAUGCCACCAAGCACAUGUGGCCGGGAGAUUUGGAACACGUCUUCAGUCGUCUGAACAACCUUAAUACCAACCAUGGAUUCCCACAGGGAGCCAGGCCAUUCAUCACCCAGGAAGUCAUUGAUUUGGGCAGCGAAGCCAUCUCCAAGUACGAAUACACGCAUUUAGGAACGGUGACCGAAUUCCGCUUUUCGGCCGAGAUUGGACGAUCGUUCCGAGCCUACGACAGUCUGGCACAUCUAUCGAACUGGGGUGAACAGUGGGGAUUCUUGCCAUCGCACUUGGCUUUGGUAUUCGUUGACAACCACGACAAUCAGCGUGGUCACGGAGCUGGAGGCUCAAACGUUCUCACCCAUAAGCUGCCCAAGAACUACAAAAUGGCCAGUGCUUUCAUGUUGGCCCACCCGUACGGUAUUGUCCGCGUGAUGAGCUCGUUCUUCUUCGACAACGGGGACCAGGGACCACCAAUGGACGCAAACGGAAAUUUGAUUUCCCCAUCGAUCAACCCCGACGGAAGCUGUGGAAAUGGAUGGGCUUGCGAGCACCGUUGGCGUCAGAUCGCGAACAUGGUUGGGUUCCGCAAUGCCGUACGCGGUACGGGGCUGAACGAUUGGUGGUCCAACGGAUCCCAGCAGAUUGCAUUCUGUCGCGGUGGAAGUGGCUUCGUUGCCUUCAACCUGGAGAGCUUCGAUCUGAACCAGAGCAUGCAGACUUGCCUGCCGGCUGGUACCUACUGUGACGUCAUUUCCGGCAACAAGGAAGCUGGAGGCUGCACUGGGACUGUGGUGCAAGUGGGCGGCGAUGGACGUGCCAACAUUCACCUUCCACACACCAGCAAUGACGGCGUUUUGGCUAUUCAUAUUAAUUCAAGAUUGUGAGUUGGAAUAAAUGAGCUAA